UGCACUGAAAUAUCUCUGCGCCUGAAACGACGACGGAAGCUGCCUCGACUGCUCCUUAUAGCCGGCAACAUGUCGCCAGACACCAACACCACGGCCUCCUCCAUUCUGUCUCCCAUUCUGAGCCGCGAGGCUCGCACGGCCAUCGUUAUGGUGAACUUUGGCGUCCUGAGCGCGGCUGUCGGACUGUUCGGCAUCGCCACCAACAUCAUCAACAUCGUUGUGUUCACCAAACAAGGGUUCUCGGACACGGUCAACAUCAGCCUCUUGAGUCUGGCCAUCUCCGAUCUGGGAGCCCUUCUCCCCUUGCCCUGGAUGGCCGUCAUCGUGAACCCGUGGUUCGUUCAGGCGGACCUGCCUUUCAUCCCUGACGAGAUGAUCACGCUGACGGGAGGCUUCCCCCACAUGUGCUUCGCCCGCAUCACAGGCUGGAUCACAGCCUUUGUGGCCUUCGAGCGCUGUAUGUGCGUGUCUCUCCCUCUAAAAGUGAAGAGUAUCAUCACCCGGAAGGUGGUCAUCGGCGUUAACGUCACAAUCUUCAUCAUGGUUUUCCUCAGCAUGGUGCCCAUGUACAGCACCUCCUACUUCGGCCGGAAGUUUUACCCGGACAAGAACAGAACGAUGGUGGGCAUCCUCUACACAGGCAACAAGGAGGAGGUCCAAGCGGUCUCUCUCUUCAUCACAGACUUCGCCGGUCCUAUGUCCGCCUUCACCGUCGUCCUGGUGAGCACUGUGGUCAUCAGGGUCAAGCUAGUGCAGAAAGCCAAGUGGAGACAGACGGCUUCCGGUGCGGCCGUAUCCAAAGCUGAGAUACCUACAAAAGACAAGAAGGUGGUUGUCAUGGUAACCACCAUCUCGGUGAUCUUCAUCGUCUGCUUCACCCCGGUACCCUUGCUCAUGACAGCCAGGUCUAUCGAGCCGGAGCUGAACAUCAUCGGGCGUUACGCCAACAUCAACUGGGUCCUCUUCUCCUCCGCCUUCCUCAUCGAGAGCCUCAACUCUGGCGUGAACAUCCUGGUCUACUACAGGAUGAGCUCCAGGUACAAGGACACAUUCAGGAAGAUCUUCAAACUGAAGACACUUACAAAGUAG
Messenger RNA from Aplysia californica (California sea hare), 1089 nucleotides. RefSeq lists its product as uncharacterized. The record is from RefSeq and is a predicted model, not a curated record. Lineage: Eukaryota; Metazoa; Mollusca; Gastropoda; Aplysiida; Aplysiidae. Gene Ontology annotation, biological process: G protein-coupled receptor signaling pathway. The transcript has a single exon. Gene Ontology annotation, cellular component: plasma membrane. The coding region runs from base 70 to 1089 and encodes 339 amino acids. Gene Ontology annotation, molecular function: G protein-coupled receptor activity.